AUUCAAGGAAGCGAUUGAAUUUCAAAUUCUGAUUUUAAUGUACGAAUAUUUCCCGAAUAAUUCUGUUUGCGAUAACCAUAUCCAUAGGAAGCGUAUUAUGGCAGAGAAAUUGUUUCGUGAGGAACUCCGGUCCUAUCACCUGCUAACAGCAUUUAGUGGGGCAUAAUUUGGAUUAGUAUAAGACAUUACGAAAAACGAUUACUUCCCAGUAUGUGGCAAAUCAAGAUGAGAUUCCUACUUGACCAUAUAUUUGUCAGCUUGAGUAUCAUCAGUUUCUGCUUCGCAUAUGAUAGCUCAGAUAGUGGUGCACAGAUUCUGAAUCAAGACUUUGAGCGAGCUGAAAACGGAGACUAUAAAUUCAGCUUUGAAACUAGCAAUGGCAUAUCACAAGAAGAAACUGCUGAGACUCAUUACGAAGGGACAGAAGAUCAGUUCUUAAAAGUUACUGGGUCAUACUCGUACACUGGACCUGAUGGUGUAGUGUACACCGUGAGGUAUACUGCAGAUGAUCAGGGAUUUCAUCCUGAAGGAGACCAUAUAAAGGUUCCACCUUUUGUACCGUGGGUACACCACCGCCACGAGGAGCAAAAUCAGGAAGUAAAUCCGCAAGGAAGUAACGAAGGGUAUGCUGCUGCCCCGUAUGAAGCUGCCGGAUCUAUUCCUGAGGGAGAGAGGCUGGAUCUACCACAAACGACCGUCAGUUCGGUUAGUCAGUAUCUGCCGCCAAAUAAAUGA
Acanthoscelides obtectus is the source of this 735-nucleotide messenger RNA. The record is from the annotation of a GenBank genome assembly. Lineage: Eukaryota; Metazoa; Arthropoda; Insecta; Coleoptera; Chrysomelidae.